GGCAGGGGGCGCGGCGGCGCGCGCCGGCGGCCAUGUCGGAGCUGGCGCGGGAGGAGCUGUCGGCGCUCGCCGCCAUCUACUGCGAGCCGGGCGCCUGCGAGGUGCUGGCGGCCUCAGAGAUACAUGGAAUCUCAUUUCGAAUUCAAAUCAGUGUGAAAGAAGUGCUGGAUACAGAUGUAUGUUUAAAGCUGUUAUUUCAUUUACCAGUCAAUUACCCAUCAACUCUACCAGAUAUUUCUGUUAACUCAGACCAGCUUACAAGGGCCCAGUGCAUGGAUGUGAAAGAGAAAUUACUUGAACAAGCAAAGAAGCAUCUUUCUGAACCCAUGGUACACGAUCUGAUUCUUUGGGUACAGCAGCAUCUUAAAGAAGUCAUUAAGCAAUCAGCAGCAGUUUGCAAUUAAAAAACUACUUUGUCAAAAGGAACAGAAGAUGGUAUCUGGAUGCUUCUUUUGCAUUUAGAUCACAUGAGAGCAAAGGCAAAAUAUGUGAAAACUGUGGAAAAAUGGGCUUCAAAUCUAAGGCUGACUGGAAGACUGAUGUUCAUGGGCAAGAUAAUAUUGAUUCUUCUUCAGGGUGACAGGAGCAGCAUUAAGGAGUACUUGAUUCUUCAGAAAACUUCUAAGAUAGAUGUGGACUCAAGUGGAAAGAAAUGCAAAGAGAAAAUGAUGAGAAUACUUUGUGAGACAGAAGUACAGUCCCAGCAUAAAAGGUUUCAGACGUUUGAAGUCAAAGAAUACUCGGCACCGGAGGAGCUACAAAAGGAAUUUGAAACUGCAGGACUUACAACUAUUUUCUCUGAGUUUGUGCCUCCUCUCUUAAAAUAAAAUUAAAAGAAACCACUGGACCUUUGACCAAAGCAGUAAUUGACUGCAGAUGCUGAUGGAAGACAGAAGGACUAACGUGGCAAAACAAUGUUGAAGCUUUUUUAAAAAUUUUUUUUGCAAAAAAUACCAGUAGUAGUCAUCCUUUUGCAAGAAAAAGGCAAUUAAUACAUUAAGAGCUGGUAAUUUUUUGACAUUUAUGGCAAAAAUCAAUGUGAUGUUGGUUGUUUUAAUUGCAUGGCAAGCAUGAGAGACUGGGAAGAAAUAAUGCUAAAAAAAUAGUCUUAUAGUCAGACUCUGUUUUAUAGUCUGUGUUUUUCAAUGUUCUGUUUCUUCUCUCUCAUGGUAGAAUUUGUCAAUAAUGGCCUGUGAGAAUGCAUGAUUAAUUUUGUUUUGGAAGACUGUAUGAAGAUAUUUCCAUAAAAAACAUAGCAAAACCACAUUUGAAUACGUGAGGACAGCAUAUACUUAAUGUCCCUUAGGAGUUCAUCUGCAAAUUUUUUAUUCUCCCUUUAUUGACUACAAAUACUAGAUAGCUGAUUUGAAGAAAAAGCUCAUGUCACUUGAGGCCUGAAAAAAAUUAGAAGUGUCUUUUAGAAUGUUAGUUUUUAUUUUAAAAUUUGUAAAAACAUCCACACGGAGGAUUUAAAUUGAUAAAAAGCUGAGGUAUAGCCAAUUGUGUAUUUUCUCUGAUAGUUUACAGAUGUCUUUUUGCACUUUAUCUGGUUUUACUGUCUGUGCAGCUUCAGUUAUCUUGAUUCAAUUAAACUGUUGGAGCAGUAAGUCUUUCAUGUUGUCUUUCAUGUUUACAGACUUCAGUCUUCCAUCUUUCAAGGCUUCUGCCAAGUUGGUAUUUUUGUUUAUUUGGGUUUUUUUGGAUUAGUUACUGGCGUUUUCCAACCUGUAAUUUUUUAAAUCAGUAUUUUGUGUUUUACAUCAGUAUAGGUUUACCAAUUAUAUGCAUAAUUUAUGAAUUGUGCAAAUUGUACAAGUUCUGUUUACCUAAGGAAGAUUGAAUAUUUUUUUAUUACGAUUAUUAAUGUGUGUCCUUUGGUUUCUAUUUUACCUGAAACCAUUCUCUAACAAGACUAGAUAAAUUAUGCAGUAAUAAAAAUCUUGCAAUCGCGAUUUUCUUAGUAGCUAGCACUGCCAUUUGCCAUUUCAAUUGGCUUUAGCAUGUAGCAUAUGCUUUACUGCUCUCUAAAAUUUUCAGAAGCGAAAUGUCUCAUGUAUUCUGUAAUUAAACAGAUUUGAUCAAUUGAGUAUAAACUAAUUUAUUUCCAUUGUUCUGAGGGAAGACCGGUACUGUUUUUUUAGUUCCGAAAGUGUGGUUUGGCAAAUAAUUAUGUAAGAUCUGAUUUCCUGUUUCAUGCUCAGACCAUGAGAUCAUACCUCUUCCUUUAUAUAUUCUAGAAAAGCAACUAAAGCAGACUAGAAAGAGUUUUAUAUUUUACUGUUUGAAUUAUCAGAUACAUAAAGGGUUGUAUAUUGUUUGAAAGUUUUCUGAAGUUUUUCAGGAGUUUGGUGAUUUUCCUAAGGCAGAGUGUCUCAAAUAUGUAUGUUAUUUUAUGUACUGAUGCAGAUUUACUGAGAUAGUUGCAAAGUUCUUCUUAGUGACUCAUGUUUACUACAUACAGUACUUCAGGCUCAGUAGAAAAGAGACUGAGUUGAACAGGUUUUACAAAUCUGUUCUAUAUUAUUUUAAAAUUGCUUCUUGAGGGACAGGAAAUCUAAUUUUCUAUCAUUUUAAGUGCAUGUGAAGAUGAAUUCUUACUUUUACAAAGAAGAACAAAACAGAAGUAUCUUUAAAAUAUUGAAAUAACAUGUAUUUUGAAUUACAAUUUCCAGAAUCGAGCUAUUCUCAGGUGUUGAAAAAAUGUGUGUCAGUGCAGUAUAAAGUUUUGAAAAGCUGCAAAGGGUCUCUCCUUAUACUGUGUGACAGAUCUGACAAAUACCAAACUCAAGAAAAGCCCUAUACAUGUAUAGCAUAAGAAAACAUAAUCAGUAUCUCUCUGCAAAACUAAAUGUUGUAAGAUUUCGCCAGAUGCAUUGUAGAUUUGCAGACUUAGAAAUCAGAUUGAAUGGCAUUACCUACUCGUGUGAUCUCAAAAUGCAUGCAACUUCAAAAAUAAUUGAGGCAUAAGUUAUUGUGCCUUUCUUGCAAGAUUAGAUGCAGAUUUACUGAAGUUUUCCUCUCUACUAGAAAAGCCUUUUUUGGUGUCAGUGGCUGCCAGUUGCACUUGAAUAUAAGCCCAUGUAUUUUUUUGAGUUUUACUGCCUGAUGCCUUCUUGGUCAACUGGUUGGCCAGAGCUGGCAUUCUGCAACAGCCAGUUAAAAAGAUAAAGUUACAAUUGGGUAAGUUGCAGCUCUCUCAUCUUCCUGCCAAAUGAAGUUGUUGUAAGAAGCUGGACCGUUUCUUUGUUUCAGGAGUUGGAAAAUGCAGUUUAUACAAUGGAUUUUUACCAUAGCUGAAUUUGUUAUUCACUAGCUCAUACUGGACAAAUCCACAAGUUCACUGUAGGAAAGGACUACAAUUUAUAGCUUGGUUUGAUGUGCUUCAGGAGAAUUACAACUCUGAUCAGCUUGAUACAGUUCAGACAGCAGAGAACAUGAAAACUGAUGUCAGUCUGAUUCUGUUAAAGCAAAUGCUUUUGCCUACCUAUCAAUCAGUUAUUUUGAAGAGUAAGAGGAUAUCUUCUGCUCAGACAAGUAAACAAUAUUUUUAAAGGCUAUUCUUUUGGAAGGAUGUUGCAGCUGUCUGUUAACUGAUGGUUUGUUUGCAUUCAUUGUAAUAAGAGAUGAGCUAGCCUGUGAGCCUCUGGGGCACAGAAGUCAUCAGAAUGGGCCCUGUGGUGCAUGUUCUGCCUUCCAAGGGAGCUGAGGCAGACACAGAAGAACAAAAUGCACAGAUACAGAAGAACAGGAAGCAAGGAAAAAAUGCAUCAUUGUGUAAAAAGUUAGUGAAGUGUAUGUAACUAUUGGAAUCUGACAAUUUAGUUGCAAGGAAGAAGAAAUCCACAAAUUAAAGGUAAUUUAACAAAUUAGAAGCUAGCUUUCUUGUGGAUGUGGUGUUAUAAAUAGUUCUUCAAACAGCCUGGUCAGUAAAGCCUUGUUUUCUGUGACAUUGCUAGUUUCUAAGCUAUAGCACACAUGAAGCCUUCCCUGCAGGAGAUACAUUCCUGAUGGUGUUCUCCCAGGUGGGUUCCCCUGUGCCUGGUAUUCAUUGUGCAUAAAUUGAUUAUUUCUUGCAUAAAUCUUUAAAAGUAUGAAUAGCAUUUUUUCACCUAUUACCUUCUUCAUCAAAGUCAUUGGUACUUGGUUUCUUUCAGGUUGUUAACCUCAUUUUAAUUGAAAUGACUUAAAUUCAAAAUUUCUAGGAACUCUGUAGUAUAAACAUGCUUGCUUCUGUAUAGACAGCACAGAUGUGUAACCAUCAUUUCUUUUUAAAAUCAGGCUAAAAUGAAACAUGUUGUAAUAGGAAUGACAACUUAAAAAAUCAAGUUUUUUAGGACAAAACUGAGGUUUGAUUGGUCUUUUUGAAUACCUUGGCUUAUUAUUGAAGAAAACUAAAAAUAAAUUGCGGAAACAAGAAUGAUCCAGAAGAGGGAAAUAAUGAGGGAUAUCAUCAGUAUUGGGAAUUCACCUGGUUUUCAUAUUUAGUGUCAGUACUACCACCCCUUAAUUUGUUAUUUGAUGUUAUAGGGAGGACAGGACACUGUAAGAACUCAUAUAUGAAUAUCCUUGACACAAAUUAAAAAUAACUGAAAGUAGAUAUUAUUUUUUUGUGAAUAAGGCUGAUUUUUGUGGUUUUGUAGUUACAUCUCAUUUUCCUAGAGUAAGAGUAUUUCUCUUUCUUUGGGUGUGAAUGACCCACCAAAAUCCACUGAAAUGAGUAUAAAUUAUAUGCAGAGGUACUGUAAUGAGCCUUAAGAAACUUCACAGUGGAAAAAAUAUUUUGUUCGCAUUGUUUCUUUUAAAAAUAGUUUAAUAAACCCUACAUACAGAUGA
This is a messenger RNA of Taeniopygia guttata (zebra finch), 4833 nucleotides long. It is a transcript of the gene RWDD3, whose product is annotated as RWD domain containing 3. Gene Ontology annotation, molecular function: protein binding. NCBI's taxonomy places the organism in Eukaryota, Metazoa, Chordata, Aves, Passeriformes, Estrildidae. The record is from RefSeq and is a predicted model, not a curated record. Gene Ontology annotation, biological process: positive regulation of protein sumoylation; positive regulation of hypoxia-inducible factor-1alpha signaling pathway.